Molecule: messenger RNA, 1584 nt
Organism: Ordospora pajunii
Lineage: Eukaryota; Fungi; Microsporidia; Ordosporidae
Exons: 1
Coding region: 1-1584 (527 amino acids)
Source: RefSeq, a predicted model, not a curated record
AUGGAAGGAAGUGAACAUAAAGAAUGGCAGGUGAAUCAGAAGAAGUUCCAUGCGAUUGCAAGGAAUAAUUUGAUAUCGUUCAAGCUUAAUAGAAGUGUGAUAACAAACUAUAUGGUGCAGCAUAUUGACUACAUGGUGAUGAAUUUUUGCUACUUUAAAGACAUUGCAACAAUAAGUGAAUAUCUGUGCACGGACAAUGGGCAAUUCAACUUUGAGUUCCAUAACAGGAUAGGGAUGUUUAUGAAGAUAAUACGGUAUAAUGGAUCUAAUUCGAUGGAUGAUGCACUGGCUAAAUCUGAUGCAAAUGGCAUUGCAGAUAGAUUAUAUGCACUGGAAAUAGACGAUCGGGGCGAUGCUUGUAAUGCAUGUGCAUUUCCAAUGAGCAAAGAUGAAUGGAUGCUUGAAAGCCGGCUACACAUGUUUGGGGUGAUUGGUCGCGACUCGAAUGUGUGCAAUUCUGAUGAGGAGAUGAUCAGUCUGCAUGAAUCUCUUCGUAAGUUUGAAGCAAAAGAAAAUGAUGGAGAAGAGAAUAGCGAGUAUCUUGUAUUCAACAGCAUGGAGAGCGUUUUUAGGCAUUUUUUCGAGGUUUUGAAUUUCCACUUCAAGAAUCAUCCGCAUUAUAUGGUGGAUGCUCUUGAUGUGUGCUUCCUGAAGUCUGUUCUGCAUUUUCUUGACUUUGAGCCUGGGCUGGAGUUUUUUGGUACAUUGCUGAAGCUGAAAGGCUUCAGUAUGCAGAAGCUGAUGAAGGUGUUGAAGGAAGCACGCCCAACCACAGUAAUGAUCGAGAGAAGAUCCUAUGAUGCAUUGAAGAUGCUGCUUCUUACCGAUUGGAUGGAUAAUGACAGCGGAUCGGUGUCCAGUGAUGACGAUGAUUUCAUGUGCGAAGAGAUAAACAUGAUUGGGGAGAGACUUGUCAGUGCACUUCUAGAAGAGGACUCAUACUUUGAAUACAAGCAGAUAUAUGACAUACUUGAGAUUCUGAACUGUUCAAGAAGAUGCCCAAAGCUUAAGCCUGUGGAAUUCACAAAAGUUGAUGUAAAAACUGUUUUGUACAUAAGAUUGAUGGUAGGACAGUUAGAUACCGUGAUGGAUGAGAUUUUCCGAACAGAUGAAUACCAAGCUUUUAUUGAUAUGUUUUUUGCACAUCCAUGCUGCAGCCUUGUUCUAACGCCUCUUACUGUGUUUUUUACUACUGCGAUCAAAGAUGUAGCAAAGUUUUCCUUGCUCAUCAAAGGAGGGUUUAUAACUAAGUUCCAUGAUGCAUGCAUUGAGUAUAUAUCAAUUGACCAAGGACCACGGCCUGCAGUGCAUGCAUUGUUUUCGUACCUUGUAUACAUGCAUCCAAUUCUUUCAUUCUACUUAAGCAAGUUUGAUAAGAACCUGGCACAAUCAGACAAAUGGGUUCAUCUUUCAUCAAUGAUGGAAUACUACCACAGGAUUGAAAGGCUUAAAUACACGAGCGAUGAUGCUAUAGAGAGCUUCAUUAAUAACGAAUGCAUCAGCGAGAGCUUUGCCAGGUAUAUAUGCCAUUUGAUUGUUGAUGAAAUGCCUAUUCCUUCCAUUCUACUCAAAAAGCAGGUGUGA